AUGAAUUUACGUCAUUUUAAAACAAAGUUCCUCUCCCUCUCUACGGGGGGGGGGGGGGGGGGGGGGGGGGGGGGGGGGGGGGGGGGGGGGGGGGGGGGGGGGGGGGGGGGGGGGGGGGGGGGGGGGGGGGGGGGGGGGGGGGGGGGGGGGGGGGGGGGGGGGGGGGGGGGGGGGGGGGGGGGGGGGGGGGGGGGGGGGGGGGGGGGGGGGGGGGGGGGGGGGGGGGGGGGGGGGGGGGGGGGGUGGGGGGGGGGGGGGGGGGGGGGGGGGGGGGGGGGGGGGGGGGGGGGGGGGGGGGGGGGGGGGGGGGGGGGGGGGGGGGGGGGGGGGGGGGGGGGGGGGGGGGGGGGGGGGGGGGGGGGGGGGGGGGGGGGGGGGGGGGGGGGGGGGGGGGGGGGGGGGGGGGGGGGGGGGGGGGGGGGGGGGGGGGGGGGGGGGGGGGGGGGGGGGGGGGGGGGGGGGGGGGGGGGGGGGGGGGGGGGGGGGGGGGGGGGGGGGGGGGGGGGGGGGGGGGGGGGGGGGGGGGGGGGGGGGGGGGGGGGGGGGGGGGGGGGGGGGGGGGGGGGGGGGGGGGGGGGGGGGGGGGGGGGGGGGGGGGGGGGGGGGGGGGGGGGGGGGGGGGGGGGGGGGGGGGGGGGGGGGGGGGGGGGGGGGGGGUGGGGGGGGGGGGGGGGGGGGGGGGGGGGGGGGGGGGGGGGGGGGGGGGGGGGGGGGGGGGGGGGGGGGGGGGGGGGGGGGGGGGGGGGGGGGGGGGGGGGGGGGGGGGGGGGGGGGGGGGGGGGGGGGGGGGGGGGGGGGGGGGGGGGGGGGGGGGGGGGGGGGGGGGGGGGGGGGGGUGGGGGGGGGGGGGGGGGGUGGGGGGGGGGGGGGGGGGGGGGGGGGGGGGGGGGGGGGGGGGGGGGGGGGGGGGGGGGGGGGGGGGGGGGGGGGGGGGGGGGGGGGGGGGGGGGUGGGGGGGGGGGGGGGGGGGGGGGGGGGGGGGGGGGGGGGGGGGGGGGUGGGGGGGGGGGGGGGGGGGGGGUGUGGGGGGGGGGGGGGGGGGGUGGGGGGGGGGGGGGUUGGGGGGGGGGGGGGGGGGGGGAUGUGAAGUAG
Messenger RNA from Knipowitschia caucasica, 1092 nucleotides. NCBI's taxonomy places the organism in Eukaryota, Metazoa, Chordata, Actinopteri, Gobiiformes, Gobiidae. The record is from the annotation of a GenBank genome assembly.